This is a messenger RNA of Lottia gigantea (owl limpet), 856 nucleotides long. RefSeq lists its product as hypothetical. The transcript has 2 exons. The annotation marks the transcript as partial. The record is from RefSeq and is a predicted model, not a curated record. Lineage: Eukaryota; Metazoa; Mollusca; Gastropoda; Lottiidae.
AUGGCCAAAUCAACUGCAGCAGCAGCAGCAGACAACAAUGAUAUCCAGGUAUUAGAAACUUUGGUUGAAGAUGAGCAGAAACCAAUAGAGGAUAUUUCUGGUAAUCAUUUACAAGUCAGACACAGAAUGCAUCGUUCAGCAGUCAGACCAUUUUUCUGUUGUGGAAGUGAAAUAUCUCUUGUUAGCCUGGUGGAAAAUGCUGAAAAAGAGGAAAGUUCUACAAGUGAUGGAAGAACUAUUGAAGUUUUAAGUGAGGACAAUAAGUCAGAUAGUAAAUUAUUACUGAAAGGUAAAAAUACUACCUCUAAGUGUGGAGAGUGUAAUGAUAAUUGUAAUGGAUGUCGACGUCAAACUACAACAACACGCAGAAAGAAGGGAGACAAAAUUCAGGGCAAUUUAAACAAAUCAAAGAAGAAAUCUUGGAGUUCUAAAUUAAAGGGAAGAUUUCCUCAUGCAGGGCGUCAUUCUAAUCAUCAUGGACAUGGUGAAUCAUCUUCAACACCAGAAGUUUCCUGUUGUGCUUGUCCAAAAGAAACACCAUGUUCAUCCCAAAAUCUUCUUCAAGCAGCUGGUAAUCCUAUUUUUUUGGAUGGAUGUAGAAUAAUGUGGAAUUCCCCAUUAACACUGACAGCUAAUUUUGAUGAACUGUAUCCAACUGAUGAUUUGGAUGAAGUACGUAGAGUGGCUAGAGCACGUGAGAUGAGAGAAGGUAUAGACCCUGCUGUCCAAACACACUCAAACCAGUCCCUGACAGGUGCUGCCUCAGCCAGUCUGUUAAGUCAAAUGUUCAUAAAUCACUGUUCAGUAACCUUGCCACCUUAUCCAUUAAAUUCAAUCAGUUUGGGUCGAGGUUAUG